This is a messenger RNA of Plasmodium falciparum 3D7, 2127 nucleotides long. RefSeq lists its product as uncharacterized. Bases 1 to 2127 code for a protein of 708 amino acids. NCBI's taxonomy places the organism in Eukaryota, Apicomplexa, Aconoidasida, Haemosporida, Plasmodiidae. The record is from RefSeq and is a predicted model, not a curated record. The transcript is spliced from 12 exons.
AUGUUUUUCAAUAAAUAUAAGAAAAAAUUUAGAAACACAAAAAGGAAAUAUUGUUCUUCGCCUGAAAAAAAUGAAAGACCAAAGAAAGAUACCAAUAUUUACUCUACAAAUAAGACGAUAUUAAAAAAUGUUAUAUUGAAAGAAUAUUUUAAAGCAAUUUUGAAAAAGAUUUAUGAAAAUUUUCAAAAAAACAUAUAUUUUUUUGAGAUCUUCAUAUAUAUGGAUCUUAUAAAAUUAAUUGAUUCUUUGGAUAUUUCAGGGCAUUAUAUGACCAAAGAUUUUAUCCAGUUUACAAAUUAUUUUAAUGAAACUUGCUAUAAUUUGUUGACUGAAUUUUUUAAAAAUUUCAAAGCAAAUGAACAAAGAUGCGAAGAUUUUUCUGAUUAUUUAGAAAUAAUAAUUAACAACAGGUUUUUUAUAAUUAUCCUUAUUCCCUUGAAUACACCCAUAAAAACAGAUUGUAUUUUAAAUCUAACAAAAUCUCAUAAAUUAGAAAACAAUUUUUAUAACAUUUUUGAAUUAAUUAACGCAACAUUAAUAUAUAAAGAUAAAAAAAGUUUUUUAUAUAAAAGUUUUUAUAUGAGAAUAUGUGAGUGCUCAAACAUUUAUUUGCCUCAUCAGAAUGUUCUUGUACAAAUUAACAACUUAGGACACCUAAAUGAAAAGAAUUAUAAAGAAAUAUGUAAAUUAUGUUUUACAAAAGAAUAUGAAGAAAUAACAAAUAAGAGAGAAUUUAAAAAUUUUUACAUUUUAAAGUUUUCCUUUAAUAAGACAAUUGAUGAAUAUAAUAAUAUAGAUGAAUAUACAAACUUUGAGGUGUUAUUUCAAGAUAUACCAGAAAAAAAUGAAUCCUUUGAAAUUGGGUCUAAAUAUAAUUUAAUAGUUGUAUCUAUUCCCAAUAAUCUGACCAAAAGUUUUGUUAAGGGAGCACGUGUUGGCAAUUUGUGGCUCCUAAAUUAUAACAAAAAUAAUUUAAGAAAAAUUGAAGAUAAUAUUAUAUCUCUUUCUGAAAACGUGAAUACUUUAUUAUCUACUGAGAGUUUUAAUUAUUUGUUGCAGUCACAAAAUUUGAAUGAUAUGAACAAAAUAAUAAUUGAUAUAUUGAAGCUCCCUAAAAAUAACACCUGUCUAAAUAACAUUUGUAAAAUUACAAAGUUAGCUUUAAUUUUAAUUAGUAUAAGUAAUAAUUUUUUAAAAUACUUAACACUUGAUACACUUACGUAUGAUAUAUACAACAAGGUGAAUAGUAACAAAUGGAUUAGACGCCCAACAAAAGAAAAUAAUUUAGCUAGAAUACGAGCUCCACAUUGCUUUUUUAUAUGUCUAGAUGAAAUAAUAAUAAUCGAUAUUGUUAAAUAUUGUAAUUACUUUUGUAAUAUAAAAUUACUUAAUGUAAAAACUGAUUCUUUUAAUAUAUUGUUUACUCAGAAGUAUGAUAUCCUAGUUAUAAAUAUAAAUAACUUGAAUAAUUCUCAAAUCAAUAUACUUGUAGAAUUAAUGAAAAAUGGUUUGUACAAAAACAAAAAGAAGCUUUUUCCUAUAACGACCACUUUCUGGGUUUAUGCCAUCAAAUCGUAUAUAAGAAAUGAACACGAAUUUAACACAUAUAUUAAAGACAAUUUAUUAGCACGCUUUGACUUUUUAUUUGAACUGGGAUUUGAAAAAGAUGAGGAUAUAAUUAAUGAAAUAUUACAAACGGCAGAUGAUGAUAAAGAAAUAAAUGCUGAUUAUUAUUUUGAUUUAAAUAAUAAAUAUCCUUAUUUAAAAAAGAACAAUAUAUAUACUUUUGAAUUUAAUGAAUUAAGUGAUAUAACAAAAUCUAUUAUUCAAAAGUAUUUUAAUAUGGCAUCUGAUUUAUCAACAUUAACUUUGUAUCAUAUAGGUAUUUCCGAAUUAUUAUGUAUUAGCGUAUCAAUAUUACUAGGGAAGAAAGAAUGUUUAAUUGAGCACGUUGUUUUAGGUUUAUUUUUAUAUGAUAAAUUUGUUUCUUCUACUAAAAACAAGUUAACUCAAUUUGAUAAAAAUAUCCUACACAAUAUAUUUAAUACUAAUCAUAGAGAUACUAUACCUUUUCAAAAAUUGAUGAAUUAUUUUUCUUCUUAUUUGAAUGCAACAAUGAACUUAUAA